GUAGUCGCCCGUCUUUACUUUAUUUUGAAAGGUUCACCGGAAAGGCAGUUCACCGACUCACACUUGGCCCGUAAACGGCGUCUGCUCCUGAAGUAGUAACUGAGGCGUGCGAACCGAGAGAAAGUCGGAGAGCUGCAUUUUACUCGGGUAUGCAUUUCCAGGACUGGCUCACAUCGCUACGCUCCAGCGUUGGACUGAAGGCCUCUGAAUUGGAGGACUUGUUGCGACGCCUGCCUCUGCCCUCUCUCUCCCUGUCCUCCCCCUCUCUGCUGGGCCUUGGAGCCCUGGCCUCCCUCACCGCGUACUGGCUGGUGACGCGGCCCCGACCCAUGCGUCCUCCCUGUGACCUGCAGGCCCAGUCCGUAGCCGUCAACGGAGAUCCCAGCUGCAGGCGCUCGGCUCUCCUCAGCGAUGACUCGCUCCUGGACUUUUACUACGAGAACACCAGGACGGCUUACGACAUGUUCCAAAGAGGCCUGCAGAUCUCAGGAAAUGGCCCGUGCCUUGGCUAUAGGAAACUGGGCCAGCCGUACCAGUGGAUCUCCUACACUGAGGUAGCGGAGCGGGCACAGGUCCUCGGCUCUGGGCUGUUGGCUAAAGGCUGUCAGCCGAACCCGCAGCAAUUUGUUGGGAUCUUUGCACAGAACAGACCGGAGUGGAUCAUCUCGGAGCUGGCCUGCUACACGUACUCCAUGGCGGUGGUGCCGCUCUAUGACACUCUGGGAAUGGAGGCCAUGGUCCACAUACUCAACCUGGCGGAGAUCUCGCUGGUGAUCUGUGACAGAGAGGAGAAGGCCGCCUGCUUGUUGGAGAACAAGGAGAACGGCAAGACCCCGAAGCUCUUCUGCCUGGUCCUCUUCAACGAUUUCAGCGCUGCUUUCUAUGAGAGGGCGAAGGCCUGCGAGGUGGAGCUUUUGAAACUGGAGCAGCUCAUGGACCUGGGGAGACGGAACCUCAAAGACCCUGUGCCGCCCCAGCCCCAGGAUCUGGCCGUGGUUUGCUUCACCAGUGGAACCACAGGGAAGCCCAAGGGAGCCAUGAUCACCCACGGCAACAUCGCCUCCAACACUUCCUCUGUCAUUAAGAUGCUGGAGGGUUCGAUUGUGAUCCAGCGGGAGGACGUGUCGAUCUCCUACCUGCCGCUCGCCCACAUGUUUGAGAGGAUGAUUCAGGUCACCAUGUUCUGCCACGGGGCCAGAGUAGGGUUCUACCAAGGAGACAUCUCCCUCCUCAUGGACGACAUUAAAACGCUGAAGCCGACCUUCUUCCCCGUUGUGCCUCGUCUGCUCAAUCGCAUCUACGACAAGAUCCUCGGGUCCGUGACCUCUCCGUUAAAACGGGCUUUGCUCCACUACGCUGUGAGGAGAAAGCAGGCGGAGCUCCGGAGCGGGAUCGUCCGCAACAACAGUCUGUGGGACAAACUGGUCUUCAACAGGAUCCAGACCAGCCUGGGAGGCAACGUGCGCUUCGCCCUGACGGCCUCGGCGCCCAUCUCCCCCACGGUGCUGUCCUUCCUCAGAGCCACUCUAGGCUGCCUCAUCUUCGAGGGCUACGGUCAGACAGAGUGCACCGCAGGCUGCACGUUCUCCAUGCCGGGAGACUGGAGCACAGGUCACGUUGGGUCCCCUUUGCCGUGUGCCAUGGUGAAGCUGGUUGACAUCCCCGAGAUGAACUACUACGCCAAGAAUGGCGAGGGGGAGAUCUGCAUCCGGGGCCCCAGCGUGUUCAAAGGCUACCUGAAGGACCCAGAAAAGACGGCGGAAGCCUUGGAGAGCGACGGCUGGCUGCACAGUGGGGACGUGGGCCAGUGGCUUCCUAAUGGGACACUGCGCAUCAUUGACAGGAAAAAGCACAUCUUUAAAUUGUCCCAGGGGGAGUACAUAGCUCCAGAGAAGAUCGAGAACGUUUACAUGCGAUGCGUCCCCGUGCUCCAGGUGUUUGUGCACGGAGAUAGUUUACAGUCUUAUCUCAUAGGCAUAGUCGUGCCUGACCCUGAGGUGUUUGUGAACUGGGCUAAAGAGCGGGGCUUCGUCGGGUCCCACGAGGAGCUGUGCCACAAUCCAGAUGUCAAGAAUGCAGUUUUAGAGGACAUGAAAACUGUGGGGAAGAAAGCAGGCUUGAUGUCAUUUGAGCAGGUGAAAGACAUUUGCUUACAUCCGGAGGUCUUCAGCGUUGCCAACGGCCUUCUCACGCCCACUCUGAAAAGCAGACGCACCGACAUCCGCAGAGCCUUUCAGGAGCAGAUAACAAGCAUGUACAGCAAGACGGCGGCGUAAGGGACUCGCACUCAGCACCAAAGGGUCACUGGUGUCCAAUAAGGGAACGGAAAUGGACAGGAAAAAUGUAACUCUUCUGCAGCGUAAAAAUGGAUAAAUACUAGUGAAGAGGGAUGUUUGCACAUGUAAUGCUAUUUCAGUGCCACAAUUCACUGAGUUUAGUUUCAGAGGACUGAAUCACGAGCUGUAAGAAUCCCCCUAGAACAAACUGUACUAUGUUUACGUUGCCCGGUUCCGUGCUUUGUGUAAGUAUUUUUAAUGGGAGGCUGUUGUGAGUAGUUGGAAUGUUGUUGCUCAUAGCAUGCAUAACUUGCAUUAACUCUAGGUUUAUAUUUUACAGUUGCUGGGUUCCAUGUAUCACAGUGUUGUAAGCGUUUCAGAAUGAGGCCUGGUCAUGAAAUUGUAAACCUAAAAAUUGUUACCCCAACAAGGUUUUCAACCAGCAAUGUUUUGUAAAACUAAUGUAAGUUCUAGUUGAAUUAAGACAGAAGGAGUAAAAAUAAAAGGUUAGUAACUGGUCA
Betta splendens (Siamese fighting fish) is the source of this 2797-nucleotide messenger RNA. It is a transcript of the gene acsl2, whose product is annotated as acyl-CoA synthetase long chain family member 2. Gene Ontology annotation, molecular function: arachidonate-CoA ligase activity. Gene Ontology annotation, cellular component: endoplasmic reticulum; membrane. The record is from RefSeq and is a predicted model, not a curated record. The transcript is spliced from 20 exons. NCBI's taxonomy places the organism in Eukaryota, Metazoa, Chordata, Actinopteri, Anabantiformes, Osphronemidae. Gene Ontology annotation, biological process: long-chain fatty-acyl-CoA biosynthetic process; very long-chain fatty acid metabolic process; long-chain fatty acid metabolic process. The coding region runs from base 150 to 2276 and encodes 708 amino acids.